Synchytrium microbalum is the source of this 2412-nucleotide messenger RNA. RefSeq lists its product as uncharacterized. The record is from RefSeq and is a predicted model, not a curated record. The transcript has 12 exons. NCBI's taxonomy places the organism in Eukaryota, Fungi, Chytridiomycota, Chytridiomycetes, Synchytriales, Synchytriaceae. Gene Ontology annotation, cellular component: replication fork; nucleus; site of double-strand break. The coding region runs from base 1 to 2412 and encodes 803 amino acids. Gene Ontology annotation, biological process: response to radiation; error-prone translesion synthesis; formaldehyde catabolic process. Gene Ontology annotation, molecular function: S-formylglutathione hydrolase activity; DNA-directed DNA polymerase activity; damaged DNA binding.
AUGAGCUCCCCGAAUAGAAGGAAAAGAGAGCCUUCUGCAGUAUCUGCUCAUCUAAGAGGGAGAACUAUCAUUCACAUAGACUUAGACUGCUUCUAUGUCAUGGUCGAGCACAUUCGCCUCAAUAUACCCAAAGAUCGACCUCUUUGCGUUCUCCAGUGGAAUGGACUCAUCGCUGUCAACUAUGCUGCUCGUGCUGCUGGUAUCAGGCGCCAUUCAUCUCCCGCUGAAGCCAAAGAACUCUGCCCAGAAGUCGAAUUCGUACAUGUUGCAACAUACGCCACUGGCGAAACAGUGGCUAGAUAUCACGACUCUCCAGAUCCAAAGACCCAUAAGGUCUCCCUUGACGUCUACAGGGCAGCGUCAAAGAACGUCUUCAAUAUCUUCAAACGAUACGCUGCAAUGUAUGAUGCAAAGUUGGAACGGGCGUCUAUUGAUGAAGCCUACUUUGACGUAUCAGACGAAGUCAAUAAACGUAUUCUGGAUCAAGAAUGGAGGGACGUAGAUGUAGAAAGAGGGCCACUUGUGAAAUGGGAUGGAGCUGGAUUUCUAUAUGGUGUUGAUCCACAACCAGAAUCAAGAGGUUGGCAAGACGUACAACUAGCACUUGCAGCAGAUGUCGCUCUAGAGAUUAGAACCGCAGUCACUACAGAACUAGGAUACACCCUGAGUGCUGGUAUUGCUCAGAACAAGACACUUGCCAAACUAUGCUCGUCGCAAAACAAACCAAAUAAGCAAACUGUGAUGAGACCGUCUGAAGUUGAAGCAUUCAUGAAGGACAUGCCAUUCAACAAGAUACGAGGUCUUGGUGGGAAGCUUGGAGAAGUAAUUGAGUCAGAGUUUGAGAAUGUGGAGACUGCUGGUGAAUUAUGGAAAUAUUCGGAAGUUGAACUGAAACAAAAGCUAGGCGAUGAUAUUGGAGUCUGGUUGUAUGAUAUUUGUCGUGGUACAUGUCAUGUUUCGGUCAACCCACGUACAGAACAAAAGGGAAUGCAGGCAUGUAAGUCGUUACGGCCACCUGUGAGAAAUGACGACAAGCUCAGGGAUUGGGUCGGGGUGCUAGCUGCUGAAUUGUGGCCCAAGACGUUCACCUUGAAUAUUUCUACGGGUGCUCAAAAAUCGAGGUCGAAAUCAUGUCCCUUCCCCAUUCGACAUAUAGUGAACUCGCCAGAUGUCUUGCUGGAAAAAGCAAUGGAUUUGCUAAAAUCAGACCACAAGUUUCCGUGUUUUAGGAUAGCAAUUGGUGCACAAGGCUUGAUCAAGGAAGAGACCGACAAUCGAGCAAUCACAAACUUCUUCAAACCCCAAACGAGUGUCGAAGAGGACGAAGAAAUGAAGACCACUGACGAAAAACGAGAUCCUACAGUAACCAAAUGUGACAAGUGCAACAAAUUGAUUCCAAUCGUUGAUGUUGAAGAACACAAUGAUUGGCACUUUGCGAUGUCGAUCCAUUCAACGGAAAGGUCAUCAUCUAUCACCACGAAUCAAAUGAAAUCUGCUAGUAAGAGAACAGCUACACAAUCCGGUGGAUCGUCUUCGUCAUCUGCGAGCAAGAAAAAGAAGAAUUCCAAGAUUGUCUCAUCAGAGACCAACAACAAGAUUAAGAAAUAUCUUGGAUAUCAACAUGUUUCGCAAGUCCUAGGCUGCGACAUGAAGUUUACUGUCUUUCUGCCAUUGUCUACAUCAACAUCAAAGUGUCCUGCAGUGUACUUCUUGUCGGGCUUGACUUGUACCGAUGAGAACUUUCCCACCAAAUCUACAGCCUUUGGAGUUGCCAGUGACCACCAAAUUGCAUUAAUCAGUCCAGACACGUCACCGCGUGGUGUGCCUAUACCUGGAGAUUCUGAGACUUGGUCUUUUGGUGUUUCUGCUGGAUUUUAUCUUGAUGCUACCAAAGAACCAUGGUCAAAGAAUUACAAAAUGUACUCGUAUAUUGUUGACGAGCUGUACAAGCUUGUGCUGCAGGAACUACCUAUUGACGCAGACAAGAUUUCAAUUAUGGGACACUCUAUGGGCGGACACGGUGCUUUGACAAUCGGUUUGAAGAACCCAGACAAAUUCAAGUCAAUCAGUGCCUUUUCACCAGUAUCAAAUCCAACAAAGACGCCUUGGGGUAUCCAUGCAUUCAAGAACUAUCUUGGCGAAGAAGAUCAAGCAGCAUGGAAGGAAUACGAUUCAUGUGAAGUAGUAGCAAAGUACUCUGGUCCAUUGAGAAACAUACUUAUUGAUCAAGGGACGGAAGACUCGUUUUUGGAAAAGGAAUUGAAGCCUGAGAACUUUGCCAAGGCUUGUGAAGGGAAUAAGAAUGUGAAUGUUGAUAUGAGGAUGCAGGAAGGAUACGAUCAUUCGUACUGGUUUAUUCAAACUUUUAUAGAAGAGCAUCUGGACUUUCAUAUUGUAAAUCUGACUAUGUAA